Molecule: messenger RNA, 1407 nt
Organism: Lates calcarifer (barramundi perch)
Lineage: Eukaryota; Metazoa; Chordata; Actinopteri; Centropomidae
Product: thiamine transporter 1
Exons: 5
Coding region: 1-1407 (468 amino acids)
Biological process (GO): transmembrane transport; vitamin transport
Cellular component (GO): plasma membrane
Molecular function (GO): vitamin transmembrane transporter activity
Source: RefSeq, a predicted model, not a curated record
AUGGGUUUUUGCUGGAGCGGGGAGUGUGGCUAUGGACCUUGCUUGGGAGGCUAUUAUAUGCCCUGCUGUGCUGGAUGGGUGGGCCCCACUGUGCUGCUCUGCAUCUAUGGUUUCUGCUCCAUGAUGAGGCCUAUAGAGCCCUUCAUGACAGAAUUUCUCACAGGAACUUACAAGAACCUCACCACCGAGCAGGUGACUAGACAAGUGUAUCCAGUGUGGACUUAUUCCAGUCUGAUUCUACUCAUCCCAGUCCUGCUGGUGACAGACUUCCUCAGGUACAAGCCUGUAAUCAUCCUCCAGGGGCUCACCUAUGUCACAGCAUUUCUGCUGGUACUAGUUGGCUCGGGGGUCCGCUCAACUCAGUUGGCCUUUUUCAUCUACAGCAUUGCCACAGCAGCAGAUGUGGCCUAUUUCUCCUACAUUUACAUGGUGGUCCAUGCCAGCUACUAUCAGAGAGUGACCAGUUAUGUCACAGGGGCCAUACUGCUGGGCUACGCUGUGGGUGCCCUGCUGGCUCAACUGUUAGUGUCUUUGGGUGGGGUGUCCUUGUAUUGUUUAGCUUUUGUGACUCUCAUCUCUGUCUCCAUGGCACUGAUAACCUCCAUUUUCCUGCCCAUGCCUAAGACCAGCUUAUUUCUUAACGGAAACUCAAGUGAGGAUGCUCAUGACUCAGACAGUCAGGACUUUAACAACAAGGUGAAGAGGGUGAUGACUGCUAAGCAUAUUGGGAGGAUGUUCAGAGGCCUCAUACUGGACUGUAAGAAAUGUUAUUCUUCUGUGGCUCUGCUCUUCUUCUGCAUAUGGGCAGCUACAGGGAGGUGUGGCUUCUACCAGGUUACAGCCUACACUCAGCUCCUCUGGGUACACGUGCAGCCCCAUAACUUCACAGCCUACAAUGGAGGAGUGGAUGCUAUCAGUACAUUGUCAGGAGCUGCAGCCACAGUUGCUGUGGGCCACAUGUCUCUGGAGUGGUCUGUGUGGGGGGAGCUGAUCCUGGGGGGUUUCACACUCCUGAUUGCAGGGGCUAUAUUCCUGAUGGACCUGAGUGACAACAUCUGGAUCAGCUACACAUGCUUCAUCCUCUUUAAAACUGUUUACAUGCAGCUCACCACCAUCUGCACUUUUCAGAUAGCCAAGACACUAAACAGGAAGCGUUAUGCAUUGGUAUUUGGUGUGAACAGUUUCGUGGGCACAGUCCUCCAGAGUGUCCUCACUGCCAUUGUCAUCAACACCAGUUCUCUACAGCUUACCAUCACCUCGCAGUUUGUCAUCUAUGCCUCGUACUUUGCUGCCAUUUCCCUGCUGUUCACAGUCAGAGGUGUGUAUACUGUGCUCAACAUGAAACAGCCCGCUGCAGGCAACCAGGCUGAGAGAGCUACCAACCUGCCAGAGGCCUCCAGUGUGUGA